Molecule: messenger RNA, 3942 nt
Organism: Symbiodinium sp. CCMP2456
Lineage: Eukaryota; Dinophyceae; Suessiales; Symbiodiniaceae
Source: the annotation of a GenBank genome assembly
AUGGCGACUCCUGUGACUCCUGAUGCUCCUAGCCCUGCCAGUGCCAGUGCCAGGUUGGCGGUUUUGCCAGCUGGGCAGGCGCAGUGGUGUUUUCAGCCUACGAAGCAAAGCGUCAUCUUGGAAGCCGUUGCUGAUUUGGAAGGCACGUUCAUGUCCUUUGCGUCUGGAGAGGCCAUGGAGGCUGAAGUGCAAAGUGCGAGGCGGUAUCUGGGCCGUUCUUUCUGGAUGGUUCGCUUGCCACCAGAAGUCAUGAAGCAAAUGCUUGAAACUGAAGGCAGAGAGGUUGUGUUUCCUGCUUGGCUUCUGGCAACUCUUGGGCAGGAAUUGCCCAAGGAUGGUGCAGCCGGUGCAGCAGAUGCGGAUCAUGGCGCUGAGCAGGCUGAGAGUAGUUCCUCCUCAGAAUCGAAGCCGGUGCGCAAGGCGGCGAUGCAAGAAAUCAUGUUGGGGAAACUCGCAUACAGGCUCAGCUCGACGGUGGGCAUCCAAGAUGUCAUUCGCACUGUCUUGCGAAUGCUUGUGCCAGAUAGUUUAGACCUGGCAGAUGGCAUGAACGUGUCGCACAAACAUGUGCGUGUCAUCUUGCUAAAGCUUGAUGCCUUGCAUAGCUUGUCUCGCCGGUUUGUUGCCCCGCCAGGUGGUAGGACAAACGGUUUGCUGCGAAUAGCCCGAUACAUCUCUCCCGAUAGUUCCCCGCAAGCGAACUAUGACUACUUCUGUGCGACAGAAGAAGUCCUGCUGUAUCGUUCGGAUGAGCUGCCAAGGGACGAUCAUGGAAAUGUUGCUCCUUUCAAAGGGUUUGAACACCAGAGGCGUUCCAUGCUGUGUACCACGAUUGCACGAGGAGAAGGAAACACGGCCGCCAAAGCAAGCAAGAUGGUGCAUAUGAUUGCUGUUGAGAGUGGUCAGGCGCUCUUUGAGGAGUAUCGUUCUGAAGUUCGGGGAUUCUUGAGCGAUCAAGGCACGGAGCGAGGCAUAGCAUCUUUUCCGGUCCGCAGUUGCUCCGAUGUCCGGAGUAUUGUGGGCGCCCAAGCUUUGCAGAGUGAGGCUGUGCAAGAAGAGUUUCGAGGGUUGCCACUCUUGCACUCCGCUCUACAAAUCCCGGGAACAUUACACAUUGUGUUUAACGCACUGGAACACAGCUUGAAACAGCUUGACGGUUGGGCUAGGUUCGAGAAACAGUUGAGUGCCAUCAGCCGCGUGUGCAAGGACAAGAGUUACUCUGAAGUGAUUCUUGUGAAAAUGAUGAAAAGUGCGAGUCCCGAAGAGAGAGGGUUGUUGCGUCGGAUGGACGACCUCCUGGACUGGAGGUGGGAUUCGCUUGCCAGAGUGCUUCGUGUUUGGGUCCCUUUAUAUCCAACCUUCAAGAAAUAUUGGAACCCAGCUGUUUUUGGCGGGGAGAGCUCGUCAGUCACAAUUCGAGCUGUCACGGAGACAUUGGCAGAUGAGCACCACUUCGACAUGGCGGUGUGGACACACCAGUUCUCUUAUGAGGCAACAAAGCUUGCCCACUUUUUUGAAGGCUGUCAUUGCCAUGAGGAGCAGCUGACAGACUCGGAGAACCGGGAGAAGAUAGAAUGCUGUUGGAAAGGCAGGCGUUUGCCCUGGCUUGCUGUUGGCAACCUCGACAGAGCAUUGACAGAGGCCAUGACGAACAACGAGAUUGGCGUGCUUGGCCAUCUUUUGUCCCGCUCGAGUGAGACUGCAAGUAACAUUGCGCAGAUGUCGGACCAGUGCAACAAAGUUUUUGUUGCACAGGCUGUUCUUCGGCCACAUCUUGAGAUCAUCGAGAACAUGAUCUCCAAUGGCCAAGCCAGUGUCCUGGAUUCUGUUACGCACACUUUGUUUGGGCCAACCGAGACAGGCCGCAUGCUUCGAGAGUUUGUGGACUCACCAGAUCACGUGCCCCUUGAUCGAUGGCCAGCGUUGUUUUGGAAAGCGCAGGAAUACUCAUUUGUGUCCCUGUCGGAGAGAAGCACGGAAAAGGAGCAUGUUGGCGUCAAACUGGCCGCAAAUCGGGGUCUCACAAAGGCAGGGAUUUGGAGUAGCCUGCUCGAGCAUGUGCUGAGUCACCAGGAGGUUCGGCGCUUGGAUCCAGCACAGAAGCUUUCGCGCUUGUACGGGUACAGCGAAGAAGACCAUUUCAAGGACUGCGAAGACUCGGCUCGUGCCGAAGCGGUCUAUAGGCAAGCUUUGCGAGAUCAGACCUCAGCUGUGGCCGGUCAACGCAGGCUUCCAAGUGCUUCGUAUCAGGUGGUGCAUUGGCUGAAAGGCCAUUUGGCAACAGGAGUGUUUUUCAGCAUAUCCACAGCUGUCUUCGAACAAAUUGUGGACGGCCGUGAGAGAAUUGACGUGGAGCCAGCUGCAUCCUUCAGCACAGACGUGCUGUUGUCUGCUAUGCACGCAGACUAUCACCCUGUGGUACGCAAUCCAGGUUCUGUUUUCUGCUCGGUUCUGGAUUCCAGGCCAGAAGCAAGAACGGAUAUUCGAAUUUCUCACCCUGCUGCACACAUCAAGGACCCGAGGCUAGGCCGCCGGAGCUGUGUAGUUGUGCAGCGUUUCCACGAUGUGGAUGUUUCUGAGGGAGGUCACGAUGUCCGUGUGGCCUGCACGAAUGUCCGGGUCGAGGUUCUUGACUUGGCACGUCUUUGCAGUGCGGAGCACUUGAAAGCUUUCUGUGCGAACUGUUUGCUCUGGCGUGCCAUGCCAGUGGCACUCGCUUUGACUGUGGGAGACGAUUCCACGGUGCGUGGUUUGCUGGAGGAGCCUGAAAUGUUAAAACUUCCAAACUUCGUCUUCGACAGCGAUCCUUUGGAGAUAUUGAAGGACCCGGCGCAAGAAGCUGUUCAAGUCCUGCACCCCCCUGCCACACAGAAGGCUGAAGAAUCUCUUGUGCUGCAGGUGCAUGGGGCUCCUUGUAGCAAGCAAGAAAUGCAAGCUAUGAGCCAGUUGCUGCGAGCAAGGGCAAUCGGCAUAGAAGCUGCUGUGUAUGCCACAGACCUCGAGCACUAUGAUGCUGCUGCUUUAGAGAUGUUGCGAGAGAGAGGUCUUGUCAUCUGCCAGACGGAUAUGUUUUCAGAUGUCUUGGUUGCCCUGACUGGAAAGUUAACGUACAGUUCCACUUUGGCCCUAGGACAGCCCAAGUUGCUUUGGGAGCUUGACCAGACAACUUUGACUCGAGGCCAGAUGCCAGGCCGAUCAAAGCUGGAACUCGUUCGUCUCUUGUUUGUCUUGGGCUGGGAGCCAGGGCUAGGCAAACAAGAGUGGCAUGUCAAGGAGGGAGAGAAGCAUCUUCCGGAUGACAUUCUAACUUGCACUAUCCCCUUCCUGAGAGCCUUGCUUCUGAGCAGACUCAUCUGGGAAAAGCCUGGGCACCUGGAGGGCAUUUACCUCAAAGGUCCACAGCUGUACUAUGAGUUUUUGGUAGACGAAGAUGACCUCAGCAGCUUGCAGGAUGCAUCUGCCCAAGACAUCCUCAGUCGCUUUGCGCCAACUCGAAAACGACCUGCUAGCCGACCCCAGCCAAGGGAUCCGGGUGCAGGCGUAGAGGUUGACCCAGAAGCUGAGGAUGAGGAGCAAGAGGAGCUGCUGCAACAGCUGCCUGAAAAGGUCAUGCAAUCGGAAGAGCCACAGCCAAGCAUGGCCAGUCAUGAGAGACGUGUCCCACCGCUAGAAAUUGAUCUUGGAGGGGGUAGGACACAAGUGGUGCAUUUUGAUAACUUUACACACGCCAGCGGUCAACUCCGAGGGUUUGUCGCUUGCGAGAAGCAUAACAGCUGUCGCUUGUACAGCUUCGUAAAGAAUCAUGGUAGCCGCCGGCGGACUGCCGCCUAUUUGAUUGCUUGGCAAAUGAGAGCAGCUCAUCACCGGACUGCUCAGUCUCACAUUUCAGAUAAACCAAGCACAGAGCAGGUGGAUGCUGUCAUGCUCCGGAUUGCUGUUUGA